Molecule: messenger RNA, 1014 nt
Organism: Eleginops maclovinus (Patagonian blennie)
Lineage: Eukaryota; Metazoa; Chordata; Actinopteri; Perciformes; Eleginopidae
Product: olfactory receptor 2T7-like
Exons: 1
Coding region: 1-1014 (337 amino acids)
Biological process (GO): detection of chemical stimulus involved in sensory perception of smell; G protein-coupled receptor signaling pathway
Cellular component (GO): membrane
Molecular function (GO): G protein-coupled receptor activity; odorant binding; olfactory receptor activity
Source: RefSeq, a predicted model, not a curated record
AUGAGUGAGUUUUCGACAGAACCUAAAGAUUUGCCGACAAUCGAGGCUGUUGAUAUCACAAAGUAUCUGGCCCUUCAGACAUCCUACUACACCAACCUGCAGAUGAAAGUCUAUAAAAGUCUGGAAGCAUAUCAUUUUUUUGUCAGCGGUUGGGUCCACAGCCUCGGUACCAAACGGCUCCACGAUGAUUAUCGUUUGGUCUACAAUUCCACUAUUGUGAGCAUCAUUGUUAUUCACAGGAACCUCCAUGAGCCUAUGUACAUGUUCAUUGCUGCUUUGUUGGUUAACUCUGUUCUUUAUAGCACCAAUAUCUACCCCAGGCUUCUGCUGGACUUUCUAUCAGAGAAACAGGUCAUAUCGUAUCAAGCCUGUCUGUUUCAAAAUGUGAUGUAUAUGACUUUGACCUUUUCGGAGUUUUCCCUGUUGGCAGUCAUGUCCUAUGACAGAUACGUGUCUAUAUGUAAACCUCUGCAAUAUCCAACCAUCAUGAGAAGAAGUACUGUUAAUGCCUGUCUGGUUUUAUCUUGGCUUCUGCCGUCUUGUGAGACAGCAGUGGGAUUUUUUCUCUUUUCUAAAAGCAAACUCUGCCGAUUUACUUUAAGGGGGAUUUUUUGUAACAACUCAAUUUACAAUCUUCAGUGUGUGAGCUCGAGCGCUCUAUCUGUUUAUGGAGUGUUCAUGUUGCUUAAUGUGUCACUCCUGCCUCUUGUCUUCAUACUGUUUACAUACACCAGGAUCCUGAUAAUCUCAUAUCAACAUGGCAGAGAAUACAGGAGGAAAGCGGCACAGACCUGCUUACCCCAUCUGUUGGUUUUAAUCAGCCUUUCCUGUUUUUUAACCUUUGAUGUCAUCAUAGUUCAUCUUGGAUUUCAUAUUCCUAAAACAACUCGUUUGAUAUUGACUUUACAAGCAAUUUCGUAUAACUCCCUUUUUAAACCGAUCAUAUACGGACUAAAAAUGACAGAAAUAUUUAACCACCUGAAGAUGUUGCUGUGUCAGAUUAAAUCCAAUUAA